AUGGCACUCCAACUGCAGCCUAUCGAAGACAUCCAAAUACCAGGACAGGAGGGCCAAUCCCUCUUCCUGGAGGGCCACGACCUUCAGAUCAUCUCCACGCCUUCCCGAGAAUCAAUCUCAGAUUUCACCAGCCUCACUCCAGCUCUCGGAAUCGCCACCACCCUUUACAACUGGUGUCCAGAGUCUCUGUCAGCACUGCUGGACUUCAAGAACUGGUUCUCUUUGACAUGGAUCCUAAACCUCGAGGCCGAAGAAUGCAAAAUUGAAAUCGGCAGGAUCAGAAAUCUCAUCACGUUUGGCAAAUUGAACAAUGAAGGGAAUUGGACGCUGAUGCUAUCCUAUACCAUCUCAGAAAAAGACGCCGAGAAAGGAGCCUGGAAAGCGAAUACCGAGGAAUCCAUGGUCAAUGGCCAAGAUAUCAAAGAUCCGGAUAUGAUAAAUCGCCUCGCCAGAUUCUUCGUCAAGGAUCUUCUAUUGAAUCGCAGAUGGGAGACAGGAAAGGGAGUUCGUCAUGAUUUCUUCAUUGAACAUGCGCCGUUAGAUCCUUGGGAAGAUGGCAUACGGAUGAACCCACACUGGCUUUACGAGGGGUUGGAUUUGGGAAAAUGUACAACGUGCGGGAAGGAUGAUGGAAAGACGUUGAGUCGAUGUGGAAAGUGUGGGACUGCGGCUUACUGCUCGAGUGAGUGCCAGAAGAAAGAUUGGGCUGUUCAUAAGGGUGUCUGCGCGAUGGGGCUGGAGGAGAGGGGGAAGGCGUUGCACUUGAGUAAGGACGGUGGCUUGGUGAGAUUGUGUCAAGAGACAGCAGAGACGCUGAAGAAAGAUGACGGUGUGGAGGACUGA
Messenger RNA from Lecanosticta acicola, 843 nucleotides. The record is from the annotation of a GenBank genome assembly. Lineage: Eukaryota; Fungi; Ascomycota; Dothideomycetes; Mycosphaerellales; Mycosphaerellaceae.